AUGUCAGAUCCCAAAUAGUCAUAAGUUAAGACCUAAGAUUUACCCAAAAAAAAAAGGAUGAAGGACAUUAAUUUAUAUUCAUGGCCAAGAAUUAUAAAUACGAAAUACAGAUAAGUGUGCUUUAAUAAUAUCGUUAACCUUACUUUUAGUAAUACGUCAGCAUCAGAAUAAAUUUGCUUUAAUUCUAUCUUCCCUUGGAAACUUCAACAACUUCAAUAAGAAUGCUCAUUAAGUGAGGCUUAGUGUGACACAAUACAUUUAGAUGUUCUCAUAAUAUUUUUCUAUUAGAGCACAAUUGACCAGCAUAAAACAAUUUGGGGGGCGAUAGAGCCAGAUAAUAGGCUAAUAAAAACUAUACUCAUAUACUUAUAAAUUAAACUUAGGAUAUCCAAACAUAUUGCCAGUUAUAACAAAUGGAAUUAAAGAUUGUUGUUUUGUCUCUCAAAUUGUAGAUUGGCCAAUAUCAAAUUCAGUGUCAAUAGUGUGGUGUCUCCUUUUCAUAAGCUAACACAAUUCUCAAGGAGUCAGUUGUUAAUUAAGAUUUUUGGCUGA
Paramecium tetraurelia is the source of this 552-nucleotide messenger RNA. RefSeq lists its product as uncharacterized. NCBI's taxonomy places the organism in Eukaryota, Ciliophora, Oligohymenophorea, Peniculida, Parameciidae. The record is from RefSeq and is a predicted model, not a curated record. The transcript has a single exon.